AUGUCAUCAUCCGACAAGCGCUCCAGACCCACCGCCAUGCAUUCGCUCAUGGCCGGUACGUUCGCUGGUGCCGUCGAGGGCUUCCUCACAUACCCGACCGAGUUCGUAAAGACGCAGGCUCAGCUCGCAUCGAAUGCGGCGAGCAGCAGCCAGGCCUCGUCUUCGCUCGCUGAUGCUCAAGCGAAGGUCAAAGGCACGGCAGGCUCGGUGCGCUUCAUCUCGUACGGUGCGCUGCCAGCGCACAAGCUCAACAUGGCCUCGCAAGCGGCGGCGGUGGCGCCCUCUGCGCCGACAAUGCCCAAGGCCGGUGCAUCAGCCAUGCAGAUCGUGCGCGACACCUGGCGAGCGCACGGAGUCACCGGCUUCUUCCGCGGUGCAGGCGCCAUGGUGACGGGCAACUCGGCCAAGGCUGGCGUGCGCUUCCUCACCUACGACACGAUUCAGAACCUGCUGCGUCCCAAGACCGCAUCGCAAGGAGCAGGCAAGGAGAAGCUGGGCAUGGGUCGAUCUAUCGUUGCUGGCUUCCUGGCUGGUUCGGCCGAGGCGCUGCUGGCAGUGACACCGUCCGAAGCAAUCAAGACACGCAUGAUCCAAGACUCGCUUCAGCCCAAGCAUCUGCGCAAGUACAGCGGUGGCGUGGACGCCGUGCGCAAGAUCGUCGGGGCCGAGGGUAUCGCUGGACUUUACCGUGGUCUAGGUGCUACGAUGCUGCGUCAGGGUGCCAACUCGGCGGUGCGCCUGACGUCGUACUCGGUGCUCAAGUCGAUGCAGGCCAAGGCGGGCUACGCCAAGUCGACGGCGGCGACAUUUGCGGCAGGAGCGGGCGCAGGACUCAUCACGGUCUAUCUCACCAUGCCGUUCGAUGUGGUCAAGACGCGCAUGCAGCAGUCGCCGUCGGCAGCUGCGGGCAGUGUGGCCAAGCGACCCUCGAUCCUUGCGUGCGGCAUGGGCGUUGUGCGUAACGAGGGUGUCAAGAGCCUCUGGAAGGGAACAACGCCCCGCCUCACCCGCCUCAUCUUCAGCGGCGGCAUCGCCUUCACCGCCUACGAGACUGUCAUUGGCUGGCUCAACCCCGAGCAGCCUCUCUGA
Molecule: messenger RNA, 1089 nt
Organism: Moesziomyces antarcticus
Lineage: Eukaryota; Fungi; Basidiomycota; Ustilaginomycetes; Ustilaginales; Ustilaginaceae
Product: mitochondrial tricarboxylate transporter
Exons: 1
Coding region: 1-1089 (362 amino acids)
Biological process (GO): mitochondrial citrate transmembrane transport
Source: RefSeq, a predicted model, not a curated record